Molecule: messenger RNA, 2505 nt
Organism: Mizuhopecten yessoensis (Yesso scallop)
Lineage: Eukaryota; Metazoa; Mollusca; Bivalvia; Pectinida; Pectinidae
Product: proline-rich protein 36-like
Exons: 2
Coding region: 1-2505 (834 amino acids)
Source: RefSeq, a predicted model, not a curated record
AUGCUGAACAGAUUUCCGAGUCUCCUUGUAAAUAUAUCCCAACUUCACCACCACUGUUACCGACUCCCACCUUCACCACCACUGUUACCGACUCCCACCUUCACCACCACUGUUAUCCACUCCCACCUUCACCACCACUGUUACCGACUCCCACCUUCACCACCACUGUUAUCGACUCCCACCUUCACCACCACUGUUACCGACUCCCACCUUCACCACCACUGUUAUCGACUCCCACCUUCACCACCACUGUUACCGACUCCCACCUUCACCACCACUGUUAUCGACUCCCACCUUCACCACCACUGUUACCGACUCCCACCUUCACCACCACUGUUAUCGACUCCCACCUUCACCACCACUGUUACCGACUCCCACCUUCACCACCACUGUUAUCGACUCCCACCUUCACCACCACUGUUAUCGACUCCCACCUUCACCACCACUGUUAUCGACUCCCACCUUCACCACCACUGUUAUCGACUCCCACCUUCACCACCACUGUUAUCGACUCCCACCUUCACCACCACUGUUAUCGACUCCCACCUUCACCACCACUGUUAUCGACUCCCACCUUCACCACCACUGUUAUCGACUCCCACCUUCACCACCACUGUUAUCGACUCCCACCUUCACCACCACUGUUAUCGACUCCCACCUUCACCACCACUGUUAUCGACUCCCACCUUCACCACCACUGUUAUCGACUCCCACCUUCACCACCACUGUUAUCGACUCCCACCUUCACCACCACUGUUAUCGACUCCCACCUUCACCACCACUGUUAUCGACUCCCACCUUCACCACCACUGUUAUCGACUCCCACCUUCACCACCACUGUUAUCGACUCCCACCUUCACCACCACUGUUAUCGACUCCCACCUUCACCACCACUGUUAUCGACUCCCACCUUCACCACCACUGUUAUCGACUCCCACCUUCACCACCACUGUUAUCGACUCCCACCUUCACCACCACUGUUAUCGACUCCCACCUUCACCACCACUGUUAUCGACUCCCACCUUCACCACCACUGUUAUCGACUCCCACCUUCACCACCACUGUUAUCGACUCCCACCUUCACCACCACUGUUAUCGACUCCCACCUUCACCACCACUGUUAUCGACUCCCACCUUCACCACCACUGUUAUCGACUCCCACCUUCACCACCACUGUUAUCGACUCCCACCUUCACCACCACUGUUAUCGACUCCCACCUUCACCACCACUGUUAUCGACUCCCACCUUCACCACCACUGUUAUCGACUCCCACCUUCACCACCACUGUUAUCGACUCCCACCUUCACCACCACUGUUAUCGACUCCCACCUUCACCACCACUGUUAUCGACUCCCACCUUCACCACCACUGUUAUCGACUCCCACCUUCACCACCACUGUUAUCGACUCCCACCUUCACCACCACUGUUAUCGACUCCCACCUUCACCACCACUGUUACCGACUCCCACCUUCACCACCACUGUUACCGACUCCCACCUUCACCACCACUGUUAUCGACUCCCACCUUCACCACCACUGUUAUCGACUCCCACCUUCACCACCACUGUUAUCGACUCCCACCUUCACCACCACUGUUAUCGACUCCCACCUUCACCACCACUGUUAUCGACUCCCACCUUCACCACCACUGUUAUCGACUCCCACCUUCACCACCACUGUUAUCGACUCCCACCUUCACCACCACUGUUAUCGACUCCCACCUUCACCACCACUGUUAUCGACUCCCACCUUCACCACCACUGUUAUCGACUCCCACCUUCACCACCACUGUUACCGACUCCCACCUUCACCACCACUGUUACCGACUCCCACCUUCACCACCACUGUUAUCGACUCCCACCUUCACCACCACUGUUACCGACUCCCACCUUCACCACCACUGUUACCGACUCCCACCUUCACCACCACUGUUACCGACUCCCACCUUCACCACCACUGUUACCGACUCCCACCUUCACCACCACUGUUACCGACUCCCACCUUCACCACCACUGUUACCGACUCCCACCUUCACCACCACUGUUACCGACUCCCACCUUCACCACCACUGUUACCGACUCCCACCUUCACCACCACUGUUACCGACUCCCACCUUCACCACCACUGUUACCGACUCCCACCUUCACCACCACUGUUACCGACUCCCACCUUCACCACCACUGUUACCGACUCCCACCUUCACCACCACUGUUACCGACUCCCACCUUCACCACCACUGUUACCGACUCCCACCUUCACCACCACUGUUACCGACUCCCACCUUCACCACCACUGUUACCGACUCCCACCUUCACCACCACUGUUACCGACUCCCACCUUCACCACCACUGUUACCGACUCCCACCUUCACCACCACUGUUAUCGACUCCCACCUUCACCACCACUGUUACCGACUCCCACCUUCACCACCACUGUUACCGACUCCCACCUUUACCACCACUGUUACCGACUCCCACCUUCACCACCACUGUUAUCGACUUUGA